CGCAUACACAUCCUCAGCGAAAGUAGUUGUUCAAUUUCAGUUUCCAAAUCCCAACGUCAAGGCCAUAGCACCCGGGAACAUAUAAAUAUUCCCAGCUCAUACCGACCAAUAUAACAACACCAACAGGUCAUUUGUUCUUCAACAGCAUUUUGUUAUUUUGUUCUUCAACAUUCUUUAGCAUUUGUUCUCCAACAUUGAGGACCAUGAAUACAGACUGGAUGCCCACCCUGUGGUCAGAGUGUUUUGAGGAGAUGUUGGAUGUGGAGCUGGGCAGCAGUGACCAGUGGGCUUUCCACUUCAACUACGGCCUGACAGAAACACUCACCAAGGAGGAGAGGAGGAGAAGAUGGCGGGUGUACAGCCACUGUGCCAACGGACAGUUCCAGUGUGGUGAGUGUUCUAAGACAUGGCCGUCGGCACGGGUGGUGGUAGUGUUCCGUUAUCGGCUGUGGGAUGAGACAGGCCGGGGGACCGUCCUGAUGCGGCCUUUCGGCCAGGCAUGCAGACGCUGCCGGGAAGAGUUUGAACUUCCAGGCUUUUCAAAGAAUGAGGUGGAAGAGGCACUGCUUCAGCUGUUUGUAAAGAUUAGGAAGAACUGCUACGGAGAGGAGGAGGAGGAGGAGGAAGGGUCAGAAGUAUCAGAGAAGGUGUGGAAGAGGCCCCAUGAGAAAGCCCUGUGUGAGGCCUGCAGACUGGGAAUCUGCUGUCAAGAACAGUAG
Molecule: messenger RNA, 719 nt
Organism: Oncorhynchus gorbuscha (pink salmon)
Lineage: Eukaryota; Metazoa; Chordata; Actinopteri; Salmoniformes; Salmonidae
Product: receptor-transporting protein 3-like
Exons: 3
Coding region: 204-719 (171 amino acids)
Biological process (GO): protein insertion into membrane; protein targeting to membrane
Molecular function (GO): olfactory receptor binding
Source: RefSeq, a predicted model, not a curated record